AUGGUGAUAAUAACAUGCGAUGAUGACGAUGAUGGCUCUAAUAAUGUGAUUAUCUGUUCGUCCGAGUUUCUGACGGACGAUGUGGGAGACGAACAAGUCCGUGCACUGGCGGCAGCGUUGGCACCGCAGAUUCGUGAAUUGGAAAAUUUGAUGGACGAUCCUCUGUUUCGGUCGUCUCAUGAUGAUGAUAAUGACCAUGAUAAUGAUCAUCCCGUCAAUACGAAAGAGUCUACGCCACAAUCACUGAAACCACGUGAUUCCAAAGUGGUCAUUUCGGACGAUGAUGAAGACGAUGAAGCAGCACAAACUCCCAAGAAACCAAACGCAGCACAACCAGCGGAUGAUACUACUACUAUGAUUAGAGAUGAUGAUGAUGACAGUGAAGCCAUGAUGGAAGGAUUGGAUGACGAUGAUAUGGAUCAGGAAUUGGAACAAUUAGCAUUUGCCGAAGAUAUUUUGAGACGAGAACUCGAUUUGGCCAAGGAAUUUGCGUCUUUCUUUGGUUCUUCUCCCACACCUAGUUUGUUCUCUGCUUCUCCUGAUCCCAGUGGUGCUCUCGCAGGAGGAUUCCGCAAUAUGACUUUGGAUUUCACUACCAGUACUACUGCUACAUCUGCAGGGAUUGCUCCCACCAGUCUAUUUCAUACCGCCGUCAGUGCACCCGAUUUGACCACUGUCAAGUCCAAACCGGUUGUGGUUACCCAAAAAACAGAGGAAUCACAGCUACCCAUGGAUACUACUACUACCAGCAACAACCCACAAGCAAUAGUCAGUCCACCUUCCUCUCUGCAGCAGCCUUCAGCAGCAGCAGCAGCUCCCGUCGUCAUUCAACAAAUGGAAGCCGAUUUGGAUGGAGAUGAAGACGACCGGACAUGCUCGUCGAACAACAAGACGCCAGUACCAAAGAAUUGAAAGAAAACAAUACAUCCUCCAAGUUUGAUCCCAAAUUGACACAACAGGAAACAUUACAUUUUGAUGCCGAAGCCAUGGAACAUAUUAUUAGCAAUCAUCAUCAAUCGAUUGGAAGUAUUAGCCUCGAUACGGUAGGAACGGCGCUGCAGUCCGCCAAGGAUGCCGUGGCAGAAACAAACAACAACAACAGCACGAACCAACAACAACAAACUACAACAACUGUGCCACAAGAACCACCCAAAGAACCAGCGACUACUGUCGACCACCCAAAAAGCAAUCCUGCCGUACCACCUACCAAUCUUCUUCAACAACAACAAGAACAACAAUACUAAGCACAGCAACAGCAACACAAUACAAAUACGCCACACCGCGGAGACGUCGUCAUCAUGAUCUACAGGAACAAACACCCGCCACACCACAAACGUCCAUUGUGCUUUGGAAGGCUCCUCAGUACAAUUAUACUUCCAAUGAUCAUUUCAAAUCACUACUCAUCUGCAAGGAACCACAAGGGGCUUGGUAUUCCGUAGAUCUUACGGCACAUCUCUUGGUACAACAACAACAGCACAGUGGUAGUGUAUCCGAUACCGGUAGUAGCACUACUUCACUGACCGAACACAACAACAACAACAUAUCCCAUCGACGUAGGAAUUGGAAUCAAAGAGUAUUGUCUCAGUAUCACACAGUGGAAACGACUCUUUGUGGGACUCCGGGUAGAAGGAGACGAAGAAAAACAGCAAAUCAGACGGCAACAGAA
Seminavis robusta is the source of this 1666-nucleotide messenger RNA. The record is from the annotation of a GenBank genome assembly. Lineage: Eukaryota; Bacillariophyta; Bacillariophyceae; Naviculales; Naviculaceae.